UCUCCAAUAUCUCCAUUUGUUUUUUUUUUUGGUUUUUGAAAGAUAAUUCUCCAUUUGUUUCUUUUAUAACAAAAAUUCUCCCAUGUUAUCCUUUCUGAAUCGUGAUAACAUCUUGCUGGUUUUAAGAGAAUCGUCUGAUAACCACCGGUUAUGUCCUGACUGUGAUUUAUAACGGUGCCCUUUUGAUUUUCUCAUAUCUCAAAGUCCAUCUGUUUUUCUUCACAAGAAGAUGAUUAAAAUCUAGAAGAGGCUCUGAGCUAGGGUUUCACUGUCACUGUGUGUCCAAAGAAAGAAAAACAUCUCGAUAAGAAAGAAAAUAAUCAGUCGCUUUCGUGAAUUCAAAGCUGCUUCAAAUUCAUUUUCAACGUUGAAGCUUCUAGAGAUUCGAUCAGGUUUCAAAUUUUGUAAGAAUCUCUGUUCAAUUUGUCUCGUGGUGGUCGGAUUGAAUCGGUAGGGUAUGGCUCAAGCUGUAGAAGAAUGGUACAAACAGAUGCCGAUCAUAACCCGGUCGUAUUUGACGGCGGCUGUUGUCACCACCGUCGGAUGUUCCCUCGAGAUAAUAUCUCCUUAUAACCUAUACCUAAACCCUACCCUUGUGGUGAAGCAAUACCAGUUCUGGCGCCUCGUUACUAACUUCCUUUAUUUCCGUAACAUGGAUUUGGACUUCUUGUUCCAUAUGUUCUUUCUAGCUAGAUACUGCAAACUCCUUGAAGAAAACUCCUUCAGGGGAAAGACUGCUGAUUUCCUUUACAUGCUUUUAUUCGGGGCAACUGUUCUCACCGGUAUUGUUCUCGUUGGUGGGAUGAUACCUUACUUGUCCGUCUCUUUCUCCAAAAUCAUCUUCCUCAGCAACUCUUUGACUUUCAUGAUGGUCUAUGUAUGGAGCAAACAUAACCCUUACAUCCACAUGAGUUUCCUUGGCCUUUUCACUUUUACUGCAGCGUAUUUACCAUGGGUGCUUCUUGGGUUCUCUGUCCUUGUUGGUGCAAGUCCCUGGGGGGAUUUACUGGGAAUGAUAGCAGGUCACGCGUACUACUUCUUGGCAUUUGUGUAUCCACGAAUGACUGAUAGACGACCCUUGAAGACUCCAUCUUUCCUCAAAGCCCUAUUCGCUGACGAGCCUGUUGUUGUUGCACGGCCAGAAGAUGUGAGGUUUGCUCAUGCUCCCUUCGAUGAAAUCCACCAAGACUGAAUCUUUGAUUGUCCACACAAACACAGUUCAAGUCUGUUCAGAUCAUGUUAAAAGGGCAAAUGAUGUAACUCACUCAUCGACUCUUGUUCUACAUAGUUGUUGAUAAUGUGGAAGUUUUUGUUAGUUUUGUUUUCUCCUUUGUCUGACAUAUAUGUGUUUACCUCCUUGUGCAUAUAAGAACGUAAACUGUGUA
Molecule: messenger RNA, 1385 nt
Organism: Raphanus sativus (radish)
Lineage: Eukaryota; Viridiplantae; Streptophyta; Magnoliopsida; Brassicales; Brassicaceae
Product: derlin-2.1
Exons: 7
Coding region: 458-1192 (244 amino acids)
Biological process (GO): endoplasmic reticulum unfolded protein response
Cellular component (GO): Hrd1p ubiquitin ligase ERAD-L complex; endoplasmic reticulum membrane
Molecular function (GO): ubiquitin-specific protease binding; misfolded protein binding
Source: RefSeq, a predicted model, not a curated record